CGUUUUCCUGUUCAAAGCUCAAAGUCCAGGUGAGAGACAGACACGAUCCACUGACGCCACAAACCAGCAGAAGAAGAAGAAGAAGAAGAAGAAGAAAAAGAAAGUUUACGUCAACGUGAAAUCUCCUCUCAGCUGAGGAUUUAGUGUGGAGAAGAAUUUUGGACCGGUUUGUAGGGACCUUGUCAGGAUCUGGAUCCUCCGUCCCUGAUGGAUUACACCUGAGGACUCUGAAGCUCAGUCACACUGAUCCCCGCUGAACGAGCCAGCGGCGGCCAUCUUGGAGACACACGGUCUGUCGCUGUUGCAGCAGCAGCUCCAGUCCAGGUCACUUCUGAUCCCCUCCCUGUUCCCCAGGCUCAGUGCCCCCUGCUGGGCAGCAUGGAGCCUGGAGUCAGCCGGUUGCCUCUCCACGUGCUGGGAGAGAACGAGGCUCUGCAGCAGUUCUUCAGCGGUCAGGAUGUGAGUGGUGUGCUGGAAAGCUCGGUCGCCGUGGAUACGAGUAUCCUGGAGCAGUACCUCAGCAAUGACAUGGACCCAAGCAGCUUCAUGCUCCCUGACUCUCCACCUGACUCAUGCUCGGAGGCCUGUUCUCCUGCACAGAUACCAGAUUUGCACCGCGAGUCGCCCUACUGGACGAACCGGCAAACCACCCAGGAGGUGUUCCGACCUCCCACCCAGUCGUCCUGUCACUUCAAGCCCUGUGACUCCGCCCUCGCCCACCCUGACCUCCUGACCUACAAUCAGCUUCGCAGUUUAGGCCUCACAAACACUUACGUCAAGUCUGGCACACCAUCCAUCCCGCCUGCCGCACAUGAGCGGCUACAUCAGAGUGCACAGCACUCACCGGAACAUUUACACUACCUGAGUCCGGAAGGCUGCUCGCAGGUUUACACCCCACCCACACCUCCUUCUCCUCCCCCACCUCCCUCCAACAACUAUGUUGCACACUGUGCUGGUCCUAGCAUGGUCCCACCUUUAAAUACACCCACUUCCACCUGUUUAUUGGGCUCCACCCCCUCACUGCACAACAGUUCCUUGCCAAGUAAAAGAAGAAGGAGAUCUGAGUGUGAGGAAUCAUCAUCUUCAGGAAUUGAUGCUUCCUGCAGUAUUGUCGAUGAAACGUGUGGUGGCACGGUAGGAAAUGGCCUCGGUAGCGGCAGUUUAAAUUUGGGAACCUUCCAACUUCUGACCUGGGAACAAUACAGGCUGGACCCUUGGAGCUCGUUGUACGACCAUAGCUAUCAGACACUGUCUCCUCCUGCCUACCACGUCGACACAGAUAAAGGCUUUAACUACUCUGCGCCUGACGAAGCCUUCAUUUGCCAGAAGAAGAAUCACUUUCAGGUCACCAUUCACAUCGGCGUGGCUGCAGAGCCGCAGUACGUCAAAACACCCAGGGGAACACAGGAGGUCGACCACUUCCAAAUUAAAGUGUUUGGGAUCAAGCUGGAAGCUCCAAGCCACCAUGUGACCAUUGAGCAAUCGCAGCCUGACCGGAGUAAGAAGCCCUUCCACCCUGUCAGGGUUAGCCUUCCUGGUGGAAAGAUCACAAAGGUUACACUCGGGCGGCUGCACUUCAGCGAAACGACGGCCAACAACAUGAGGAAAAAAGGCAAACCCAACCCUGACCAGAGGUAUUUUCAGAUGGUGGUUGGUCUUUACGCUGCAGUAGGAGAGGACACUCAUCUCCUCACAGCUCUGGUUUCAGAGAGAAUCAUCGUCAGGGCUUCUAACCCUGGUCAGUUUGAGAUGGACGGGGACGCCUUGUGGCAGCGUGGGGCAACGCAGGACUCAUUGGUUUGUCAGGGUCGGGUGGGCAUCAACACCGACUCCCCAGAUGAGGCGCUUGUUGUCUGCGGUAACGCCAAAGUGAUGGGCACCAUCAUGCAGCCAUCUGACUGCCGUGUCAAAGAAAACAUACAGGAGGUGGACUCUGAGCAGCAGCUGAAGAGAAUCACUCAGAUGAGAAUCGUUGAAUUUGAUUAUAAACCAGAGUUUGCCUCCACCAUGGGGAUGGCCCACACCCACCAGACAGGUAUAAUAGCUCAGGAGGUGAAGGAGCUGCUGCCGUCGGCGGUGAAGGAAGUUGGAAACGUAACUUGCUCUGAUGGAGAGACGAUUAAUAAUUUUCUCAUGGUGGACAAGGAGCAGAUCUUCAUGGAGAACAUCGGGGCUGUGCAGCAGCUGUCGAGGCUCACUGACAACCUCGAGGCUCGAAUCAACGAUCUGGAGGUCUGGAACACAAGACUAGCCAAACUAAAGAGCCUGACGGGCAGCCUGCGCUCCACUGGGAAACCCAUGAAGCCGAGCAGCAGCACGACACCAACGCCAGGCGCGAGCACUGAGAGGAACGGCUGGAGGCAGAAAUAUUGUCACUGUGUGAAGCGUAAACUCUUCCUUGCCAGCGUCUUAAGCCUGCUCGCCACAAUGGCGUUCUGCAUCAUCUCCAUCACUGCUCUGUAUCUGGUGAAUCUGACCGAGAAAGUCACCGACAUCUCACCUGGCAACAGUAACGGCACCGUGGCUCCCCUGCAGACCACGACCUCAGCCAGCACAGUUCCGUCAGCCACACCUCUGGGUCCCUGGCCUCCAGACGUGGACUUCUGUGACCUGUUGUACUGUGACCAGGUGUACUGCUGCCCUUCAACACCAGGGGGCAGUGUCGACUUCAACGUCUCCACCACUGAAUUAGAUCAAGGAGCGAAGACAAAUCCGACAGAAACAAAACAAGAAAAACUUGUCGUUCAUCAGCUGAAAAGUGCCAGAGACUGGACAAACACCACCAUCCACUCUUUCAUUAUCAAAGAGAACCAGCAGGUGAUUGACAGCAAAUACUGUCUGAGAGACGAAUGUGGUCCAGGUCGAUUUAUCUUCAGAGUUCCCAUCAGCCAGUUUGUCCCGGUCAACAUGAGAGUCACUCUGCUCAUGAACUCCACGGAGCUGCUGGUGGUGCAUCUGUGUGGGUUUGAUGAGUCAGCGGCGUGUUCUGCGCUGCUGGACAUGAACACAGUCACAGGGAGCACGUAUCCUUCAAACACACAGGGGGAACACGAAUGGCGUCUCCAUGUGGCUCGACUUUAUCACAGCUCGUAUUAUUUCCGCUCCACCGUUGCUGGACAAGCCGACUGCAGUACUGACCAUCACUUUGCGGGGGCGCUCUUCACCGACUACAUUUUCCACUUCUACAGACGCUGCUCGGACUCAUAAAGACACUUUUAAUGAGAAAUAAUUUUACACUUUUAAUAUAAUAAAUAUUUUACCCUCACGCAGAUGACAAUCAGAUAUUUUUUAUUGUAAUAAUGUAAAUGUGGAAGUUGAGUGUGUAACUGUUAUCGAAGUUAAGUUUAGUGUUUCCCUUUAUGUUCUUCAACAUGCUGGGGUUUUUUUUGUAUUUCAGAUUCAGACCAUGGGAAUUAAAAGUUUAGGUCAAAGUUUAUCAUAAUUCACUCUCAAACACAACAAUUAAUCGCCAAAAUCACUAAAUUCAUAAUUACUACAAGAAAUCCACAAGUUAUGCAUAAGAAGAAUUGAUUUUAUCCCCAUUAAAGGAUUUAAAAUAAUGUCAUCAUUUGGACUGAAUGUUUGAAUUGUGUUGUUUUAGUUGUCAUUUUUUUAUAGUGCUGUAUUUCAUGUAUAAUAGCCUUUUAUUCUUUUAUUCUAUUCUUUGAUUUCUCAGGGGAAACAAUUGCAAUCUACAUCUAAAAUCUGAAUUUUGUUUUCCUAAUGUUUGUGAUUACACUUUUUAAACUUUACAAUUAAAGUUUUAGUCGAACACUCACAUAAAACUUUCCUCGUCUGAUUGAAUUUGGAGAAUCAAAUUUACUUUAUAUAUGUAAGAAUAUUUAAAAAAUUAACAUAAAAUAUGAAAGGGAAACCUCAGUUGCUUUGGCUGAAGGAGAAUUGUCGUUACCUGAUAAAAAAAACUAACAUUAGUUCGUAUGGAACUGUUAAAACAAGUCUGUUUUGC
Molecule: messenger RNA, 3967 nt
Organism: Solea senegalensis (Senegalese sole)
Lineage: Eukaryota; Metazoa; Chordata; Actinopteri; Pleuronectiformes; Soleidae
Product: myelin regulatory factor-like protein
Exons: 24
Coding region: 379-3207 (942 amino acids)
Biological process (GO): protein autoprocessing; positive regulation of DNA-templated transcription
Cellular component (GO): endoplasmic reticulum membrane; nucleus
Molecular function (GO): sequence-specific DNA binding; DNA-binding transcription factor activity
Source: RefSeq, a predicted model, not a curated record